Molecule: messenger RNA, 1583 nt
Organism: Oldenlandia corymbosa var. corymbosa
Lineage: Eukaryota; Viridiplantae; Streptophyta; Magnoliopsida; Gentianales; Rubiaceae
Source: the annotation of a GenBank genome assembly
CGAAGAAUUGGAAAAAAGAAAUCUUUUUUUGAAUAGUUUUACCAUUUUUUCACUCCACAAUUCUUCAUUCAUUUCUGAACAUUCAAAAACAAAGCCUUUUUUUUUUUCCUCUUUAAUUAAGAUGGGCGUUCAAGAACCCGACCCGCUUUCUCAACUGAGUUUGCCACCAGGGUUUAGGUUCUUCCCGACGGAUGAGGAGCUUCUGGUGCAGUAUCUUUGUAGAAAAGUUGCCGGUCAUCAUUUUAGUCUUCAGAUCAUUGCUGAAGUCGAUCUUUACAAGUUUGAUCCUUGGGUCCUUCCCAGCAAGGCGAUAUUUGGAGAGAAAGAAUGGUACUUUUUUAGCCCCAGAGACCGAAAGUAUCCAAACGGGUCGAGACCCAAUAGAGUGGCUGGCUCUGGCUACUGGAAAGCAACUGGAACCGACAAGAUUAUCACAACAGAAGGGCGUAAAGUUGGAAUCAAGAAAGCCCUCGUUUUUUACGUCGGAAAAGCUCCAAAAGGAACCAAAACCAAUUGGAUCAUGCAUGAGUACCGACUUUCCGAACCUCCCCGCAAAAGUGGCACUUCCAGAUUGGAUGAUUGGGUUUUAUGCCGGAUUUACAAGAAGAAUUCGAGUGGUGGGAUGAAGCCAGUUUCAGGGAUGAUGAUAAGUAACGAACACAGCCACGGUUCAUCGUCAUCAUCGUCUUCUCAAUUUGAUGAUGUUUUGGAGUCUUUGCCUGAAAUUAAUGACCGGUUUUUCGCUUUACCGAGAAUGAACUCCCUCAAGAAUAAUAAUAAUAACGUUCAUCAAGAAGAUCAGAAGAUUAAUCUGCAGAAUUUGGGUUCCGGGAGUUUUGAUUGGGCUACUCUAGCCGGGUUGAGUACCCUGCCGGAGCUUGGUCCGACAAGUCAAGCUCAGGCGAUUCCGGGUCAUCAUGGACAUCUGAACAACGUUAAUGGCAACAACAAUAACGAGAAUAACAACAACAUGAAUGUACAAAAUGAUUUGUACAUCCCGUCAUUUCCAAGGAUUCACAUGGAUGAGGAAGUUCAAAGUGGAAUCAGAAGUAACCGGGUUGAGAAUCCGGGUUUCUUCCAGCAGCAAAGCACCGCCAACGUUUUUUCCCAGAGUUUUCACGAUUCGGUUGACCCAUUCGGGAUUCGGUACCCGCCCCAAACAGGGAAUGUAAUGGCGUUUAGGCAGUGAAAAAAAAGAAAAGAAAAGAUUACAUUGGGGUUAGAUUGUGAUAGAUGAGGAUUACUUUGGGGUUGAUAUUGUAAAUAUUAUGGUAUAUUCUUUGGGUUUAGACAUUUUGACUUCUCUGGAAUUAAAAGGCUAAGAGAAAGGAAAAUACGGUAUAGGAGGAGCCAGCUGGAGAAUUUAUCAUUUUUAUUAGUGGUGGAGAAAAGUCAAAUAUUAAUUACCCUCAUUUUGUAAUUUUUCUAGAUUAUUGCCAAUAUUCAAUGCUCUCAAGUAGUAGUGAAAUUUACCUUAGAAUGUUAGUUCAUCUGAAUGUAAAUUUUUUCUCUGCUCAAAAAAAUUGGAGCAUUUACUCGAAAUGAAAAGAUCUUACUUUUUAAUGCACCAAUAAAAGCCAUGC